Messenger RNA from Fundulus heteroclitus (mummichog), 1553 nucleotides. RefSeq names its product forkhead box I3a (gene foxi3a). The record is from RefSeq and is a predicted model, not a curated record. The coding region runs from base 1 to 1110 and encodes 369 amino acids. Gene Ontology annotation, biological process: regulation of transcription by RNA polymerase II; anatomical structure morphogenesis; cell differentiation. Gene Ontology annotation, molecular function: RNA polymerase II cis-regulatory region sequence-specific DNA binding; DNA-binding transcription factor activity, RNA polymerase II-specific. The transcript is spliced from 2 exons. NCBI's taxonomy places the organism in Eukaryota, Metazoa, Chordata, Actinopteri, Cyprinodontiformes, Fundulidae.
AUGGCCUCCUUCCUCCUGCAUCAGGCUCUGAGCUCCUCUCUCCACACACGCUGCCUCCCCCAGCAGGAGCUGCCCUCGCUGGGCCUGGACGGCUCCGACUUCAGCCUCUACAGUCCUCCUCCUGAGUCCGGCCCGUCUCCAUGGCUCCCGCCGUGCUCCCACAGCAGACAGGACCCGGGGCCCGGGGCCCCCGGAGGCCCCCCGGUCUCCGGGGGCCCCACAGCGCUCCCAGCCUUCUUCCCUCACCUCCUGAGCCCCCUGGGGGGCUCCUGGUUCUCCUCGGACGACCUGCUGAGCCUGGUCCGGCCUCCCUACUCCUACUCGGCCCUGAUCGCCAUGGCGAUCCGGAGCUCGCCCAAUCAGAGGCUGACGCUGAGCCAGAUCUACCGCUACGUCUCCGACCAUUUCCCCUUCUACAGCCGCAGCAAGGCCGGCUGGCAGAACUCCAUCCGCCACAACCUGUCGCUCAACGACAGCUUCCUGAAGGUUCCCCGGGACGACGCCGACCCAGGCAAGGGGAACUACUGGACUCUGGACCCAAACUGUGAGAAGAUGUUCGACAACGGAAACUUCCGGCGGAGGAGGAAGAGGAAGUCUGAUGCCACCGACAGGAAACCAUCAUCAUCAUCAUCAUCAUCAUCAUCAUCAUCAUCAUCAUCAUCAUCAUCAUCAUCAUCGUUGUUGGAGCCCAGCUCUAAACGUCCCAGCAUGCACUGCAGCAGCUUCCUGGACUCCCUCCCUCCUCCUCCUCAGAGCGGUUCCUCCUCCUGCUCCUCGUCCAACAUCCUGGUUCCUGAGCACGCCUCCCCUCCUCUUCCUCCCCCUCCUCUUCCUCAGGGAUACUACGCCUCCUUCUCGCCCGGCGCUGUGGUGCCUGAGUGGGACGCAGGCAGCUCCUCCUCCCCUCCUCCUCUCUUCCCCUCCUCUCAGUGGACUCCUCCUCCCACCUCCUCCCUGGCCGACCACCAGGCCUCCUCUGCAGCGUUCUACGGGGAGCUGCCCGGUCCAGAACCCGGUCCAGAACCCGGUCCAGAACCCGGUCCAGAAGCCGGGUUCUCCGGGUUCCUCAGCGAGGUUCGGGCGCUCGACUCGCUGCUCCUCCAGCAGUGAAGGAGACGAGGAGCUUUUCUUAUUUAUGCAUUCAGAGUUAAUUAAGCCUGAACUUUUGGAAAAUGUCAAUCUGAAAUUAAUUUUGGUGUAAAAACAGGAAAACAAAUGAAGAACUUUUUGCUUUUUUACCAAAUAUUCAGAACAGAGAAAACAAAAAGAACUCUAUUAAGUUUAUGACCUAAACAGUCAAAUAAAAUAAACCAGGAGAACCUGGAGAUCAUCGAUGGAGCAUCAGAACCACAAAACCGACAGAAAGUGGACUUUCUUUGCUUUGACAGUUUUUGCAGACAUGUAACGUAAUAUUUCUGUAUUUGUGCAUAUGAACACGCAUAUACUCUGUUAGUGUAUCUAUAAACUGUCUAACCUGGGCUACAGCAGAGCGUUUGUACUGCAGGCAGCUCCAGUUUCAAUCUGCCUGGAGAUGUUUGAUUUUUAUCAGUAAA